AUGGUCAAGACCAGCAUUUUCGCCGUGGCUGCUGUGUACGCUCUGGCCAUCUGUUGGCCGGCUAGCGCCGCGGACAACACUACGUCUAUGACAUCGUCGUCGUCCAGCGCCUCGAGCUCGACUAGUAAGCGCCCGCUCGUGCAGACGACCGACGCUGGAAGUGCUGUGUACACAGCGCCGGCGGCGUUCCCUACGUCCGAGUUCCCUUCCAUGGACUUUAUGCCUACGGGCCAGGAGGCUGAGCCACGCCCCCACAUUACGCGUGUAGGCGGCGGCGACUUUAGCGAUAGCCUCGUGAACCCCAUGAGCCUCCCUUCUGCGGCCCCAUCGACGGAGGCCGUCUACCCGGAGCCGUCUCCUAGCUACACGGCGCUGGCGUCAAGCAACUCGUUCCAGGACGAGGCGAUGAAGAACUUGACAGCCAUCAUUGAGGACCAGAGCAUGAGCUCGUGUGACCGUUGCCGUUCCGCCCUGCGUCUCGGCCAGCGCCUGGCGUGGGCGAAGCCGUCGGCGAUGCCGGGCCUCAUGACGGAUCUGUGCAAGAAGUACAAGUACGAGUCGCGUCCCACCGUCGACCUUGGCUGCGAGUUGACGUUUGGUCCGGCGCAGUGGGGUAGCGUGUAUGCGCAGGUGCUGAGCUACGCCAACUUCUCGGAAGGCUCGACGACGAUCGACUACAUGUGCGCCUCGGCCAUCAAGGGCGGUUCGUGUGACUUUCCUCAAAUGAAGGUGCUUUCGUCUGAUUUCCUCAACGACUGGUUCAAGGGCAAGCCGACGCCGCCUGCGGAGGUCGUGAGCCGCAGCAAGAAGGUCGGCCCGAAGCGCGACACGCCGCUGCGUGUCUUCCACGGCUCGGAUUUCCACGUGGACCCACGCUACUUGCUGGGCUCCGAGGGCAGCUGCAACAGUGGUCAGUGCUGCCGUGCUGACAGCUACAACACGACGCUCUGGUCGCAGACGCAGUUCGCCCCUGGCUCGCUCCCGAAGGCCAACAUCUCGCAUCCGGCCGACUACUGGGGCUACUACCAGUGUGACUCGCCCUGGUCGCUCGUUGCCGCUGGUAUGGAAGGCAUCUCGGGUCUGCAGAAGGAGGCGCCGCUCGACUUGGCGCUGUACACAGGUGACUUGACGACGCACGACUCGGAUGCGCACAUCUCGCAGGACCUCGUGAAGUACUCGGAGCAGUCGCUCUACGACAUGUUCCACCGUCACCUUGGCAACACGACGAUGGUCGUGGCUCUCGGCAACCACGACUCGUCGCCCGCUGACCUGGCAGCACCCAGCAGCCUGCCGGAUGGCCGCGCUAACCAGCUUAGCUGGGACUGGGACAAUGUGGCCGCGCUCGUCAAGUCCGAGGGCUGGGGCAACGACUCGACUGCGGAGACGAUCCGCACACACUACGGCGGCUACUCUGUCUCGCCUCGCCAAGGUCUGCGUGUGAUUGCGCUGAACAGUGACUUCUGGUACCACGGCAACCCGAUGACGUUCCUGAACCUUGACGACCCUGAUCAAAGCGGCACCCUGCGCUGGUUCACCGACGAACUCCAGGCCGCCGAGGAUGCGAACGAGCGUGUGUGGAUGGUGGCUCAUGUGCUUACGGGCUGGAGCGGUGGCGACGGUGUGGACAAUCCGACGAACCUGCUGUACGAGAUCGUGUCGCGUUACAGCCACACGAUUGCGGCCAUCUUCUUCGGCCACACCCACGAGGACGAGUUCCAGAUCUGGUACGAGUCAAGCAACGGCAACUCGAGCUCGGUGAGCCGCAAGACGCAGGAUGCACGUGCGAUUGGCUUCAUUGGCCCCUCGCUCACGCCACUGACCAACGUGAACCCGUCGCUGCGUGUGUAUGACGUGGACCCGGAGACGUAUGAGGUGAUGGACUACUCGCAGUACUACACGCAGCUGCAGGACAAUGAGAGCCUGACGAAGACCGGUCCUGUGUGGCACUUGCUGUACAAGGCGCGUGAGACCUACAGCAACUUCUCGGCGACCGCCGCGGAUGGCUCGUACGCUGCGCCCGUCGCUCUGCAGAACGGCGCAUGGCCGGCCGAUGCGCCUCUCAACGCCUCGUUCUGGGCCGCCCUGACCGACGAAAUGGAGAAGCGCCCUGAGCUUGUGGAACUGCACCAGCUCUACCAGGGCCGCAACAGCCCUCGCUCGCCGCAGUGCAGCACCGAAGCGUGCCAGAAGGCCAAGGUGUGCUACAUGCGCAGCGCCUCGUCGAACCUCGGCCGCAGCUGCCCGAAGGGCUACGGCUCUGUGCAGAGCAACUAG
This is a messenger RNA of Malassezia pachydermatis, 2274 nucleotides long. RefSeq names its product putative acid sphingomyelinase. The transcript has a single exon. NCBI's taxonomy places the organism in Eukaryota, Fungi, Basidiomycota, Malasseziomycetes, Malasseziales, Malasseziaceae. The record is from RefSeq and is a predicted model, not a curated record. Bases 1 to 2274 code for a protein of 757 amino acids. Gene Ontology annotation, molecular function: hydrolase activity.